GUCUCCACCUAUGGAUCGCUUCCGGCCAGUGUUACUUUACGCGUUCUCUAUGCUGUGUCAUUUAUCAUUGACGGCCGUUACUGAAUCUCGAUACCACGGUAUACCACGGUAGUUAGUGACAGAUAAUAACGAAGUCACGGAUCUCGAUACGAUGCCCAUUUUCAGACGCGAGACCAUCGAAUUUUCCCGAUAAUCAAUUUUCGAGAGAGAGGAACUCGUGAUCGCGUUCGUAUCUCUCGAGUCAGUUGACCUUAUCACGCUUGCCAGAUUAGCGUCAAUCGUUUUGAUGAGUGUUGCUGCCAGUGUCAGUCAGCAGUGAACAUAUUCCGUGCAUCGUCUGGAAAAUGAUGAUCACCGCGGUCCAGGCGAAGCUCGCGUCGAUGAUCAUCAUCGGCGUUGGCAGCUUUGUCGUUGGUGUUGCACCGGUGUGUUUUGUUUCACGCGUGAGAUAUCUUCAACAGAAGCUCCUUCUCUCAUGCACACUGUGUUUUGGUGGUGGCGUUCUGUUCGCGACUUCUAUUCUGCACAUGUUACCGGAAACGCGGGAAUCUAUGUCUAAACACGCAGAACUACUUUUUUCAUGCGGAUUUCUUCUCUUGUAUCUUAUAGACGAAUGUGUCCAUUAUUUUUGGGGCAGUGAAGACCAGCAUGUUCCGCAGGAACAUCGUUACGAAAACUCGAACUGGAACAAUGGAAACCAGACGGAGCGAUGCCGGAGUCACUCGCAUCAAGUGAGCUAUGCCACAGGCACGCGGACUGUCAGAGGCGUUCCCAAUACCGACUUUAAUACGUCUUAUCAGACGAGUCUAGACGGAAACGGAAUGAUCAGCAACUGGGAACGCGAAGGUUACGGAGCGGUACAAUAUACACCGACCGCACCACGUCAUUAUAACAACGAAGAGACAUUUUUAUGCCAUGGCAAUCAUUCAGAGCCGUGCUCAGAUUCCAAUACCAACAUCAUGGGACUUUUAUUGGCGCUCACGGUCCAUGCUGUCCUCGAAGGACUGGCGGUUGGCCUGCAAAAGGCUACGUCCGAAGUAUUUUUGUUAGUUGGAGCAGUAGCUUCCCAUAAGUUCGUCGUUGGAUUCUGUUUAGGAUUAGAAUUAGCCGGAGCUAAUAGCACUCUUUUUAAGCUCAUACUAGCAAUCUUUGUAUUCUCCGCUGGAUCUGCAGUUGGUAUAGGAGUCGGAAUGUUAACAUUCAAAAUGCAGAAUAAGUGGACAGACGUAGCUGUACCGAUUCUUCAAGGUUUAGCAGGUGGAACGUUAUUAUACGUAACGGUUAGCGAAAUCUUGCCAAGAGAGAGGGCGAGAUGGCACAGAAAUCUGCGACGAUCCGCCGGCGUUUUGCAGCUCUUGUUCGUGAUUCUUGGCUUCGUCGUUAUUUACCUUUUGAAUAACUACGUUGCAACGUGAAUUUACAAUUUUAAUUUUAGCUAUUUGAUAGAAUAAAUUGUUCAACAAACGAAAUUCAACAGUAGCGUAUCAAGAACUACAAGGGAAGAAAAAUGUUACGCGAGCUUCUCUGGAAUAAAUUUACCCGAGAAGCUAUCUUUAUUCAGGUUUAAAUACAAGUUUCACGUACACGAACUAUCGUGACGAGAAAGAGAUAUAGAGAACUGGAACAAUUGAACGAGGAGAGACAAAAGAGAAAAGAUAACGCCCUUUAAAAUAUUGUAUAAAAAUAGAAUGUUGCAACGAAAUCGAUAAAAUGUUUUAAUUCUCGUUUGUUCUAUUUUUUUGCACGUUCACAGUUUGUUGUUUAAAGAGUAUAGAAUACAAGUUACAGUACCUGCAGCUUCGAUGUUUGCGAUGAAUUUAUGAAAGGAUUUCCAGAAUUAUGUAGGACAGAAUUUUUAUUUUUUAUAAAGUAAAAUUACCUGUAGUUUUAUCAAGUUGGUGUUUGCCAAAUAUUAUAGACGUGAAAUUGAAGUUCAUUCGUCAAGUUACAAAACACGAUUAUUUUUAUAUCGCGUAUUUCCUUAAUUUUCAUAAAAAUGAAUCAUCGAAAUCAACGAUAAGAAUAAUACGAAUUACUAAUUACAUCGUGUAAACAGAUAAUGAAUACGAUUAGCGGAAUAGAUUAUUAGCAUAUUCGCUCGUCAAUAAUCACCUAGUAAUUCGUUGAUGUUAACGAUUACGAUCACUAGCGUGAAUAAAAUCUACCAUUACUUUUAUUUUUAUACGUAUACUUCCGCUUUAUACAGCGAGAACGUCCGAGUAAGUGGAAGAUCGAGGGGAAAAGUAAUAAAACCUAUGUCAUGAGAUCUGCAGCUUCAGCCCAUAAUUACAUAUACACUACUGUUUAUAAAUAUCAGGACACUUACAGAAACCAAGAUAAACGCAAAAAGAGAUAUUUAUUUAGAGUUAGCUUAUAUGAAAAUCUAGUCUACGAAUCACCAAUCAUUUUUAAUCAUAUUCGCAAAACUAUAAUUUUGCGCUGAAUUUACAAAUUGUUAAUCUUCGUUUGCAUACCUACGGAAUCUCAUGUAAUUCAAUAUUUAGCGUACGGGUUAACUUACCGCAAGUUACGCCACCGAUCAACUCGGCUAUCCUCCUCUAACUAUGUAACGCGCACCCUAAUCUACGUUACAGUAAGCAUUUACCAUCGCGUUCAUUAGCGUCAAGUUGUUGUUGAUUCCUUGGUAAGAUUAGCACAAUCGAUUCGAUUAACGUCUACGACACGACGAACAACGAACAAGAUUUUACGCGAUAACAAUCGUGACAACAGCUCUGUACAUCCAGCGAAGCUUUGAACGAAUGGAAAGACGUAUCUCUGUCAUCAUCAAACGCAACGACGCGACCCGUUGAACGCGAAUUGUGAAUUAUUCGGUCUGUCACCACAGAGAUUGGGAAAGUGACGUAUCUUUAUUAGCAUCGUUGUCGUUUCCCCUUUCGUCAGAAGCCCCCAUUGACAGAAUUUGACUAAUCGUUCGUUUUCAUCUCUUCUUUUAUAACUUGAUCUGUCCCAUUUCGUAUCUUUCUUGUUCUUUUUUAAAAAUAUCGUAUUAUAUUCAUUUUUAUAUAAUUGAUUUUAUUUUAAAACACGCAGAUUGAUUUUUUAAUCCGCUUACAUUUCCUUGUUACGCUUGUUUGUUUUAAUUAAUUACUUGCAGCUGUAUGAUAAGUAUCAUCGAAGUCACAAGUUGGUUUUAUAAAUUUUCGAAAACAUUAAUCCACUUUAAAAAUUGUCUUUCGAUUGUAAUAUAACGAAUAAUCGACCGUUUAACUAUUUCUAUGAUCUCUGCGAAAUAUCUGUAUUUGCAUAAAAUACGCUGCUUGCAGCUUAUACGUAUAUACAUUUUCAGAUUGGUUUCAAACUUUACCAAUAUAAUCAUUAAUAAUCAUUACGGCGCCAAUGAAAUUUUAAAACGUAAUAUAUUCGUAAAACGCGUUUACAAAUGUUCCAGUAUUUCCCGUGAAUCGCCACAAGUAAACCGUACGUAGUGUCGUUCGAUAUCUUCGAUAACAACUUCUCUGAAGAAACGAAAGUUCAUCCAAAAUUCCCCUUAUCGAAAGUAUAAUCCGCAGGAGAAUAAAACUGUUGGAGGAAUUUUCUUGAAACUUCACGAAAUCUUUUAUGCGGCUCACGUGGAGGGAGCACGAACGUUCUAUCGACUUUAAAUUUCCUAAUAAAGGAUCGAAACGCGAGUUCUCGCGAUAGCGUGGCAAGCACGACGAUGACAGUGAACUUGAUCCGAUCUGAUAUCAUCGAGUAUCGAGAAACCGCGCUUAUCUUUCGCUAUAGUGAGCCAACUUUCUGUUUCUGCCCGUGAGAGAAAUCAAUGCAUUUUGCCAGCGAAGAAAUAAACGGAGCUCGUGCAUUGAAUAUAUUUGCGAUCGGUCGACUCCAAAAACAUCCAAGGACCAGCAAUUACAUGGAAAUGAAAUUUCGAUGUUAUCGUCGUUGGUUUUGCUGGGAUUUAGUUUGGAGUUUGAAGUGGUCGUUUCGAAGCUUUCAUCGAUCCUCGUUUGAUUCGUCUUGAACGCAUUACGGUUCGCUGUUUAUUCCCUUCGAGUUCAGCGUUCAUGAAUUUUGCAAUGAGACGCUGUGAUAGAAGAUCGAACUUGUUUUAAUAUAAAAACGCUUUUGUGAAAUUGCAUCGUUUCAUUGAAAAAGAUAGGUAUUACAAAAUUACACGGUUACUUGUUGAUCGUCAUCUAUUUCUUCUUUUUUUUACUUUUUUAUUUUUACGUAUUUUUGAAAUUUGGUAGAAGAAAAUAGUGUAAUGUCGACCAAUGUUAAUUCCAUUCCAUACAGUACAGUACAAUACGGUUGCAUAUUAUUUACUUUAUCAAUUUAAUUAAUUUUUGUACAUGAUCCGAGAUAUUAAACGUAGAACGUAAUUUUUCGGAAUAAUAUCUGAUUUUUCGGAUAAUUAAUUAUUCUAGGCCACGUAGUCAGCAUUAAAGCUAGACACUCGCAACAAGAAAUAUAAGAGGAAUUGCAGGAUUAACAGGAAAAAGUUCGUGAUAUUUCCGAUUUAUUUAUGAGAGGCUUCGAUUAUGAGAUAUAUUUUUAAUAAACAUUUACCGACUUUCCUUUCAUCAGUUCGUGUACAUCGCAAAAAAAAGCAGAUAUUUAUCGAUGCUAAUAUGGAUGAGAUUAACGUGUACUCUGGUAAAUAUUGACCAGCAUGAAAUACACCGUCCAAUGUGCAAAUUCCAAAUCGGUUUACCCCGUUUCAACUGCGACGUAUAAUUUUCAACGAAUCAUUAAUAAAUACCCAUACACGUUAAAAAUACAUCCCUAAAUACGUUUAUCAAAGAGUAGAGAUUAUUAAAGAGUGGUUAAUUCAAAUUGAAAUGGCGAAUAUUUUGUUUAAAAAAAAUCGAAAUGUAGCGGAAAAAUCGGAGAUGGUAGAAAGUAUAUUCGUUUGUUUCGUUGAAGGAAAUUCGUUCCCGUUAUUAGCUCCUCGAUCGAGAACAUAUUUUACGACAAAUAGAAAACGUAGUGCUCUCGUUCUACUCUCUUUCCACUUUUCUUUCCUCCCUUCUUUUUUCCUUCCUCGAUCGAGGCAAUUUCUUGGCCACCGAACGCGUAAAAGAAUUCCACAGACUUCUUCCGGUAAUAAACCAACUAAUAGAAAACUUCAUUCCACCAAGGUAGAACGAUCGGUGCGAUUUAAAAUUAGCCGGUCGCUUUUAACUGGAACAAGAUAAAUCCCUUCCCGGGGCGGAAGUAACGAACGCGAUUACGAGAGGGAAGAUAAAACGAACCACUUAGGACACGAAUGUAUUCCAAGAAAGUGCUGGAUUCAAGUAACUCGCUAAUGGAUUAAAUUCUCCGGCGUAAUUUCACGUUCUAAACAAUCGAUGCGCGGGGAAAGAUCCCGUCAUGGGAAACAGGCCGGCGAGACAGGAAAAGAAAACGUUCAAACCGACUUUAUAAUCGCGCUGCAAUUACCGUCAGGCAGUGGACUCACGAAUUUUUCGUGAAAGAACAGCCCGCCUCCAUUUCGUAAAUUGCACGACGAAUGGAGAAUUUCGUGCUUGAAACGCCGACGGAUAAUUAAGACUUGUUUUUAACUGUUAACAGUACAGAAUAAAAAGUUCUAAAAAAAAAAAAGAGAGAGAGAAAAAGGAAAUAAAAAAAGAAAAA
Messenger RNA from Bombus pascuorum, 5601 nucleotides. RefSeq names its product zinc transporter ZIP3 (gene Zip88E). The record is from RefSeq and is a predicted model, not a curated record. Gene Ontology annotation, molecular function: zinc ion transmembrane transporter activity. The transcript has 4 exons. Gene Ontology annotation, biological process: zinc ion transmembrane transport. Gene Ontology annotation, cellular component: plasma membrane. The coding region runs from base 345 to 1415 and encodes 356 amino acids. Lineage: Eukaryota; Metazoa; Arthropoda; Insecta; Hymenoptera; Apidae.